Molecule: messenger RNA, 237 nt
Organism: Naumovozyma dairenensis CBS 421
Lineage: Eukaryota; Fungi; Ascomycota; Saccharomycetes; Saccharomycetales; Saccharomycetaceae
Exons: 1
Coding region: 1-237 (78 amino acids)
Source: RefSeq, a predicted model, not a curated record
AUGCCAGCUUCUACUUCUACAUCUACCGCUACUGAAACUAUUCCUCUAGCUGAACAAAAAUUACAUGAUAUGACCAUUGAACAACAAAAGGAUCUAUAUGGGGAUGAACAAGUCUUCAAUAAUUACAUUGUCAACUUAGCUGAUAGAGUAAGAAGCUCCAUUGGUGGUGGUUAUUCAUUACCAAAGGAAAAGAUUGAACCAGUUAAGGCCAAUGUUGAAACCUUUCCAACUCUUUAA